This is a messenger RNA of Pogona vitticeps (central bearded dragon), 709 nucleotides long. NCBI's taxonomy places the organism in Eukaryota, Metazoa, Chordata, Lepidosauria, Squamata, Agamidae. The record is from RefSeq and is a predicted model, not a curated record.
UUUGCAGAGCUUCAGUCACAUCGUCUGUUAAGGAACUUAUUUACUCAGCAGGACGCGAGUGGUUCGAGGACUGCAUUGGAAGUAUUGUUGAGUACAGAAUAAAAUGGCAGACCAACACACUCCUUUCCCCAGAGCAGGAAGAGACCCAGAUAUUAUCCAGGUAACUAGCCUUGGGACGUGCUCUGAAAGAACGGUGGAGAAGGUCCUAGAUGAGGAGAUGCCCAGCUCAGAUACGCAAUGCCAGAAAUUCAGGGAAUUCUCCUCCAAGGAGGCUAAUGGUCCUCGAGAGGUUUGUACUCGACUCCACCACCUUUGCCGUCAGUGGCUCAAGCCAGAGCGACACACAAAGGCUCAGAUCCUGGACCUGGUCAUCUUGGAGCAGUUCCUGGCCAUCCUCCCCCUGGAGAUGUCGAGCUGGGUGAGAGAAUGUGGAGCCGAGACCACUUCCCAAGCGGUGUCGCUGGCAGAAGGUUUCCUGGAUCUGAGUCAGGCAGAAGAGAGAAAGCAGGAAGAUCUAGAGAUGGGAAAUCUCUCUGUAGAAGAUCAGUCUGAUUUCCCCAGAGCAGAGGAAUCUCAGUUUGACACCAGACAGGAUUCUCAGCAGGAAGAGAUCACUCAAGGGAACGAAGGAGGUGUCAGCUUUAUAGGUGAGGCUUUGGGCUAGAAAGGCGUGUUUUUCCCCCCUGUGGGAAAUGUUUAUUCCGUGACU